GUACAUUGUCUCGUUUUUUUCCGCCAUUUAUUAUUAUUAUUUUUUUGCAAUGAAAAUGGUUUUGGCCUGUGAUUUUGGAACGAAUGAUUUUUGAAUCUACGCUAAGGCGCUGAUCGGGUCGGGUUCGGUUUGUGAGAUUUGAAUAUCGGAUCUAAUCAUGGGUUUCUUUUGUUAGUGAACAAUGGGAAAUAUAAGUUAAGGGAUAUAUUAGCAAAAUAUCCCCCAAGUAAAUUUUAGCAUCAAAAUCCCAGCGCCGCCGCCUUCCUUCACACUUCAGUGUCCUCGCUUGCAGCAAAGUCACACUUCCCCCCUUUUUUUACGAUGUCAAACCCUGACCCGAAACCCGACCCAGAACCCCAAAAAACCUUCAACACCAAUGACAUCGACGAAGAAGGAGACGAAGGCGAAGACGAAAACGAAAACGACCUCAAAGACGAUGAAGACCAAGACGACGACGUAUUCGGAGAACCGAACCGUCCUAAACCUAAAACCCGUGAGGCUCAAUACCGUUUGGAUAAACUCAAAAUGGACUCGCUACUCCAGCGAAUGCAGAGUGGCCCCGUUUCGGUCCGAGUCCACGACGUGAUCAUAAAAGGGAACACAAAAACCAAGGACUACAUCAUUGAAGCCGAGACCGAGGAGUUGAAGAGCGUCGGCUCGAUGCAAGAGCUCUUAAAAGCGUCGCAAUUAGUCAAUUUGCGGCUCCAAGCGCUUGAAGUUUUUGAUUCUGUGAAAAUCACGCUUGAUUCGGGUCCACCGGAAUUGCCUGGAACUGCUAACGUGAUUAUUGAGGUUGUUGAGACAGCAAGCCCUCUUUCGGGACAGAUUGGAGCUUAUACGAAAGCUGAGGCUAGAUCUUCUACAGUGGAAGGAUCUCUCAAGUACAAAAAUUUGCUUGGACAUGGGGAUCUUUGGGAUGGUUCACUAGCAUAUGGCUAUGAUCACUCAGCGGAGUUAAGCACUGGCGUGUAUUUGCCCAGAUUAAAAGGAUUGGUAACUCCUGUCACAGCACGAGCAUACUUAAUGUCCCAAGAUUGGCUAAAAUUUUCUUCUUACAAAGAGCGAUCAUUGGGUCUCUCUCUUGGUUUAUUUUCUAGCACAUAUCAUGAUGUGGCAUACAAUCUUGCAUGGCGUACCUUGACAGAUCCAUCACAAAUGUCAUCAAGAUCCGUAAGGAGGCAGCUUGGGCAUAAUUUACUUUCUUCUUUGAAGUAUACCUUUAAAUUUGAUAGGAGAAAUUCAUCAAUGAGGCCAACUCGGGGUUAUGCUUUUGUUUCUACUACUCAAGUUGGUGGCAUUGCACCUGAUAGUCGGAGCUUACGAUUUCUGCGGCAGGAGUUUGAUCUUCGUUUCGCUGUUCCUCUUGGAUUUUAUGGUGCUGCUCUUAAUUUUGGGAUUUCUGGUGGUGUUGUCUUUCCAUGGGGGAAUGGAUUCUUGAAUAAGCCAUCAUCCCUGCCCGAAAGAUUCUUCUUAGGCGGCAACAUAUCUCCAGUCUGCGCUUUAGGAGGGCCAACAGCAUUAUGGGGAUUUAAGACAAGGGGAAUGGGUCCAACAGAGCCAAAAAGACAGGUUAAUGAUGAAAAUGCUGAUCCUUCUGGGGUGGAUUUUCUUGGAGGAGAUCUUGCUGUUACUGCUUUGGCAGACCUUUCUUUUGAUAUUCCAUUUAGGUGGUUUAGAGAAAAAGGAAUUCAUGCUCAUGUUUUUGCAUGUGCUGGUAAUGUGGCCAAGUUAACAGAGAAUGAGUAUCGAAAUUUCUCUGUUCAGAAGUUUGUAGAGUCACAGCGGAGUUCUGUAGGAGUUGGACUUGUUGUCCCAACAAGUUUAUUCCGCAUGGAGCUUAACUACUGCUAUAUACUGAAGAAGUUCGAUCAUGAUCGGGCAAAAACUGGCGUUUGGCUUACCUUCACUGGUGCAUCAUAAAAUUUUGGACUUAAUAUCAGUGUCCGGCAUUGAGACAACACAUCAAUCCUGUCAUCCAGGCAACUUCAUUGUUCCAUACCUCGGAAAUUCUUCUUCAUUUCUCGGUAUGGUAGUAUUUCAAAACACUGUUGUUUUCUCCCUAGUCAAAGUGUAGUUUCACAUUUUGUUGGACAAAUUCAGAAGGCUUACUUUUCAGCUCUAGAGCAGAGGGAAAUAAUGGUACUUAUAGCAACCCAUUCUUCUCGGCCUGAUAAAAUUACUCAACUUUUUAAUCUCGUUUUCGAAAUUGUUUAUUUGAGCAUCUGAUUGUUCAUUGAUUAUGGGAAAAUAUUUGUGAGGAAUGCAAAUUUUGUCCCCUUUUUCAUUUUCCUUCCAAGUUCAUGAUAGCUUGUUAGAAUACCGCAUAAUUUUGACUGCAUAAAAUCGAG
Molecule: messenger RNA, 2348 nt
Organism: Durio zibethinus
Lineage: Eukaryota; Viridiplantae; Streptophyta; Magnoliopsida; Malvales; Malvaceae
Cellular component (GO): outer membrane
Source: RefSeq, a predicted model, not a curated record